Messenger RNA from Pezoporus flaviventris, 1480 nucleotides. RefSeq names its product stromal cell derived factor 4 (gene SDF4). Bases 332 to 1402 code for a protein of 356 amino acids. Gene Ontology annotation, molecular function: calcium ion binding. Gene Ontology annotation, cellular component: endoplasmic reticulum. The transcript has 7 exons. The record is from RefSeq and is a predicted model, not a curated record. Gene Ontology annotation, biological process: calcium-ion regulated exocytosis. Lineage: Eukaryota; Metazoa; Chordata; Aves; Psittaciformes; Psittacidae.
AAAAUGGCGGCUGCCUCACCUCAGGGCGCUUUCUGCCCUGCUCCAAGAUGGCCGCUGGCCGCCCCUCACGCACGCGCGGCGUCCUGACGCAGUUCCCGCGCAGCGCCCUCGCCCCCCUCCCGCUCCCUCAGGCCGUGCUCGUCGGGCGGGAGCGGGCUCGGGGUCGUUCCGAGCGGAGCCGCCGGGGCAGCGAGGCCGGGCCCGUUCCGUCUCGCUUCUCGGAGGCUGCUUCCCCCUCCUGCAGGAAAAGGGCACCCGGAGCUCUCGAUCAUUUAAUCCAUUCACAGAGAUUUAAGCAGCCAGUACUUUGAAUUAAAAGGAAAAAAAAAAAAUGAUGUCAAGACAGGCCUUUCUCUGCAGUUUGGGAUCUCUGUAUUUGUCCCUUCUGUUUGUAUUUCUCCUCAUGGAUGUUUAUGCAAGGCCUGCAAAUAAUUCAGCCCUCAAAGAAAAGCCCGCUGACAGUAAAGAUGAGAAUGAGAUCUUGCCCCCAGAUCACUUGAACGGGGUCAAAAUGGAGAUGGAUGGACACCUUAACAAGGAAUUUCAUCAAGAAGUUUUCCUAGGAAAAGAGAUGGAAGAGUUUGAGGAAGACUCAGAACCCAGAAGAAAUAGGAAGAAGCUCAUGGUCAUCUUUUCCAAGGUGGAUAUAAAUAAUGAUAAAAAGAUAGGUGCCAAAGAGAUGCAGCGCUGGAUCAUGGAAAAGACAGAUGAACACUUCCAGGAAGCUGUGGAAGAGAAUAAAAUGCACUUCCGAGCUGUGGACCCUGAUGGUGAUGGCCAUGUGUCCUGGGAUGAAUAUAAAAUUAAAUUUUUGGCAAGCAAAGGCUUUAAUGAAAAAGAGAUUGCAGAGAAGAUCAAAAAUAAUGAAGAGUUGAAAAUAGAUGAAGAAACACAGGAAGUUCUAGAUAACCUGAAGGAUCGGUGGUACCAAGCUGACAACCCACCUCCUGAUCUGAUGUUGAAUGAAGAAGAGUUCUUGUCAUUUCUCCAUCCAGAGCAUAGUAGGGGGAUGCUGAAGUUCAUGGUGAAAGAAAUCAUCCGAGAUUUGGAUCAAGACGGAGAUAAGAAACUCACCCUUUCAGAGUUCAUUUCAUUGCCUGUUGGUACUGUAGAGAACCAGCAAGCUCAAGAUAUUGAUGAUGACUGGGUAAAAGACAGGAGAAAGGAAUUUGAGGAGGUGAUUGAUGCUAACCACGAUGGUAUUGUCACAAUGGAAGAGCUGGAGGAAUAUAUGGAUCCUAUGAAUGAAUACAAUGCCCUAAAUGAAGCGAAGCAAAUGAUAGCAGUAGCAGAUGAAAAUCAAAACCAUCACUUAGAGCUGGAAGAGAUCCUGAAAUACAGCGAGUACUUCACAGGCAGCAAGCUUAUGGACUAUGCACGUAAUGUCCAUGAGGAGUUCUGAUCCUGCUCGCUUUUCCAGAGCUCUGAAGCACUUUCUUGUUUUCAAAAAAAUAAAACCCCAGGAAAAAAAGGAAAAGAA